GGGGAAGACUCGCCGGCUGCUCUCCUGUGCCAGAGACGGCUGCAGCCCGUGCACGGCCACGCCUGCUGCUUCUCGUGUCUGCCGCCUCCAGCCUCGUCUCUCCGUGUUGCCUCCGGCCUCCGUCCUCGAUCCUCGGCCGUCUUCGCCGCCGAGAGGGGGUCCCCGCGCCCGCGAAGAAGCAGCUCGCGGACUGAUCCGGCCGUCGCCGCCUCUACAAUUUUGGGACAGUCUCUUCCUCCGGGGGCGUCAGCAUCCUCAUCUGCAAACAGCAGCUCCUCGCCGGCCUGAAGGCCGGGCUCCGACCGCUAACGCCCAGUCGACUUCUGGAGCAGCAGCUAGCUCCUGGCGACCCAGGCUGCGGGCGGAGGCGGCCACGCCCCACGACUGCACCGCGGCAUCGUCUCCGGCCCGGCGGCUCCUGCCUUCGCGACCCGCACUCGGUCCUCGACCUCGCUCCUCGUCUUUGCUGGGACGCGACCCCCUGUCUGCAGGCGAAGGACCUCGGCCUCGGAACCUCACCGGAGACGCAAGAUGGCGGCUGCUGCGUGACUGACUGACUGAGCAUCCCGAGGCUUCGCUCCAAGGACGCGUAGACGGACUUAGGGGAGUACUUUGGGGGGCAGGGAGGAAGGGUGAGAGCAGGACUCUGGUCUUUUGUUAAUUGUGACUGCGUGAAGCUUGCCUCCCUCGGGUUUUUUGCGGGGAGGCUCCGGUAUUGUCUGAGCCCUAGAGCAGAGUGAGCCACGGUAAUCGAAUCAGUACUUGUAGAAUCGGCGCCAUUUGAUAGGUGGGAAAAUGGCGAUGACUCUGUUGGAAGACUGGUGCAGGGGGAUGGAUGUGAACUCCCAGAGAGCCCUGCUGGUCUGGGGGAUCCCAGUGAACUGUGAUGAGGCUGAAAUCGAAGAGACCCUCCGGGCUGCGAUGCCCCAGGUGCCUUAUCGAGUGCUUGGGAGAAUGUUCUGGAGGGAAGAGAACGCGAAAGCAGCCUUGUUAGAGCUCACUGGCGCUGUCGAUUACGCCGCCAUCCCUAGGGAGAUGCCGGGCAAGGGAGGGGUCUGGAAAGUGGUCUUUAAGCCCCCGACUUCCGAUGCUGAAUUUUUAGAAAGAUUGCACCUCUUCCUAGCGAGAGAAGGGUGGACCGUGCAAGAUGUCGCCCGAGUCCUUGGGUUUCACAACCCCGCUCCGGCCCCAGGCCCAGAAAUGCCAGCAGAGAUGCUAAACUAUAUUUUGGAUAAUGUUAUUCAGCCUCUUGUUGAAUCCAUAUGGUACAAGAAGCUGACGCUGUUCUUGGGGCGGGACAUCCCGGGGCCUGGGGAGGAGGCCUUUGAUCACUGGCUGGAGCACACUAAUGAGGUCAUGGAGGAGUGGCAGGUGUCCGAUCUAGAAAAGAGGCGGCGGUUGGUGGAGAGUCUUAGAGGCCCCGCCGCGGAUGUCAUUCGCAUCCUCAAGACCAAUAACCCUGCGAUAACCUCCGCAGAGUGCCUGAAGGCGCUGGAGCAGGUGUUUGGGAGCGUCGAGAGCUCCAGGGAUGCCCAGGUCAGAUUUCUGAACACUUACCAGAACCCGGGAGAAAAGUUGUCUGCUUAUGUCAUUCGUCUGGAGCCUCUGCUACAGAAAGUGGUGGAGAAGGGGGCCAUAGAUAAAGAUAACGUGAACCAGGCCCGCCUCGAGCAGGUCAUUGCGGGGGCCAACCACAGCGGGGCCAUCCGGAGGCAGCUGUGGCUGACCGGGGCAGCCGAGGGGCCGGCCCCGAACCUCUUCCAGCUGCUGGUGCAGAUCCGCGAGGAGGAGGCCAAGGAGGAGGAGGAGGAGGCCGAGGCCGCCCUCCUGCAGUUAGGCCUGGAGGGGCACUUCUGAGCUUCGGGAAGCGGAGGGGCUUUAGUGCAGACCUAGAUCACAGCAGCAUUCCGUUGUCUGUGUCGUCGUAUAGGUGUGUCUCUGAUUAGUAAGAGUCAUGUUCCGUUUUUUGGGGGGAAGUUAGGCCUACUUAUUCGUGUAACAUUCGUAAAAUCGUGCGGGUGAACACCGGGAGCUGCUACAAUAGCGUCCAGCUGACCGAAAUGCCAGGUAAAAGCUUGGACACAACGUUCUCAGUGUAAGCUGUCAUCGCGCCAUCAUCGUCAGUUGUGAAAAACAAAAUCUGUGACACUUCCCAUUGAGGUAAUUACAUGAGGAAUUGCAUGUUCAGACGUUUAGUGCAGGGCCUGGUUCAUGGGAACGUGCUCGGUAAAAAUGUGAAAACUGUUAAUGUAAUAUCGUGGGUAGUUUUUGUGUUUAAAUCGUUGCUGAUUUAUAUUAAUGGAAGGAAAUGAGAAUUUGUUGAUAUUACUAGCAAUUCAACUUUAAAAUGCAAAUUUUUCUGUUUCUCAUCUGGGUCAGUUUAAUUGAAAAGUAUUCUAAGACUACAACAUGGAGUAUUAGAAAAAUACUGUAAUUAUAAAGUGCUGUGUAAAUCAGUGUUUCACUGUACAAGAAACAGAAAUCGUAUGGGGAGGUUGAUACGAACCUGUUAAAGUAAUCCAUUUCCCCAGUUCAAAUCCUUGUCAUCGAAUAGUAGGUCUCCUUGUUCAUGCUAGUUCUAAGUGUUCUAAAUUUGAAGUUAUCAAAUAGAUGUAUACUAAUAAAAAUAUUUUAAAAAUUCUAAUUGUCUUCUAGUUUUUUUUCUGUAUAAAAAUUUUCUGUAUAAUUAAGCUCUGUGUCCUGUUGUUAGGACUUUCCACGUGUCAUUUAUCUUUUUAAGUUUUAUAUUAUGAGUUCAAAUGUAAUUUAAUGUAUUCAAUUUUUACAUGUUUUUUCAAGGCAAAUAUUAGAAGACGAAAUAGGUGUAAGUAAAAUAGUGACUUACUACAAAAUGUUAGGAAAUUCUGAGAUGGGGUUUAGGGAGGUUAUCUGGUAAUGCUUUGUAUCCUUUUAAAAUCUUUUCAGCUGAACAUUUUUGUUUUACUGAAGAAAUAACUUUACACGGGUAUAAAAUGAUUGUUGCAAUUUCAUAGCAGCUGUUUUAUAUCAAGAGCUUAAAAAAGGAAAAUAUGACUUAAAAACACGUUUAUUUGGCUGCAGAGAUUCAGUGACCGAAGGUGUCCAUCUUGUGAGAUCCUUAUUAUGUCCAGAAGUGAUUACAUGAAGAAUUCAGUGGGUUGUUUUCCUAAUAGCAAGGUUUUUAAAUUAUAGCAGAUUCACGUAUCAUAAAGUACAAAACUUAUAUAUAAAAGCUAGUAUUAGCAUAUGUUCUUCCAGAUUUUUCUGUACUCAUGUCCUCACUUCCUAUAUCAUGCAUGUACCUCCUUGUCACACUCUCCUCCCCACCCAGAUAUGCAUAUCCUCACUUUCCCCCCAAAUACUUGCAUGUCCGCACCCAUCGUAGAUGUACAUACCUUCCCCCUCCACUUGUGUGCAUACAUGUUCUUCCCACCUCUCCCAUCCUCACACAGACUCCCACAUCGUCCUCAGUAUUCCAUCAUAAACACAUUCCAUCUUCCCACACCUAUGCUGCACCACAUGUACCACACACAUACAGUGC
Messenger RNA from Trichechus manatus latirostris (Florida manatee), 3520 nucleotides. RefSeq names its product PNMA family member 1 (gene PNMA1). The transcript has a single exon. NCBI's taxonomy places the organism in Eukaryota, Metazoa, Chordata, Mammalia, Sirenia, Trichechidae. Bases 796 to 1857 code for a protein of 353 amino acids. The record is from RefSeq and is a predicted model, not a curated record.